UUCUCUGGUUUUUUGCCGGAACUCAAACACAACUAUUAACUUGAAAAAAUGAAGCGCGAUAAAAGACAUUUCAAGUCCGUGUCCGUGUUCCCUCUCUCGUGCAACCCUCACUCAUCUUGCCCCGUGCUCGAUCAAAUCCCUUCUACUCGAUUUACACCUUAAUUCCUCAAUUAAUUGACGAAUUUCUAUCAAAAUUUCUCUCUAAACCAAAGUUAUCACUAUAAAUUCCAAGUAGUGCUCUCUAGAUCUGUCAGAAACACAAUUAUCACGUACAUCAAAUCGCUUCCAAUGGCACAAAAGUAAAUGAGAAAUUGCAGUUAUUAGGGACUAUAUUGGUGAGCUAAAGCAACGAAUACUUCGAUGGUAUGGGCCUUUUGAGUGCUGCAGAGAGCUCAAAGUAGUGUUUCUGGAGGGGCUUCAGCGACAAAUUCUGCUUUGAGCCGUGUCGGUUCGUUUAAGUUUGAAUUUCGAAGGAUUUUUUAAUGCAAAUUUUCGGUUUUUAACUGCCGUCAGGUGUUAGCAGCUCGUGAAACCAUUCAUAUUUGCAGUGGUUCAUUGAGGUUUUUUAAAGCGUCUUCAGGGUUUGGAGAAAGCUUCCAUGUAAUUUCAGGCCGUUGAUAAUAGCGGUGUUUGUUGCUUCAGUUUUUUGAAGAACUUGGUUCUUUUUUAUGUUAUUUUUGCUGAGUCCUUUCCUAGUCGUUGUAAGAGUUAAACGGCUUUGGUUUUGAAGAGUUGCAAUGGACUAUGAACUCUCUGAUAGCAGUGGAACAGAUGAUGACCUUCCACCACCACAUCGAAAUAGAUUCCCAAGUGGGGUACGACCUGCUGGGAAUGGAAGAUCAACAGUUGUUGGUUCUACUCCAUUACCUAGGAUGCAUAGUGAUAUGGAAACUCAAAUACACAACAUUGAACAAGAAGCUUACACUUCAGUACUACGGGCGUUUAAAGCACAAUCUGAUGCUAUCACUUGGGAAAAGGAGAGUUUAAUUACAGAACUCAGAAAAGAGCUAAGGGUAUCAGAUGAGGAGCACCGGGAGCUCCUAUCCAGAGUUAAUGCUGAUGACAUCAUCCGCAGGAUAAGGGAAUGGAGAAAGACAAAUGCGAUCCAACCCAGCAUGCCGAGCACAGCCCAGCCUGCUCAUGAUCCCACACCUAGCCCUACUGUUUCAGCAUCACACAAGAAACAAAAAACAUCACAGUCAGUUGCUUCAUUGUCCAUGGGUGCGCCCUCUCCUGCAUUGCCGUCUGUGCAACCAUCUUCAUCAGCCAUGAGACGAGGUCCUCCACCAGGACCUAAGAGCAAGAAGCCCAAAGCAUCGAUGCAGUAUCCUUCUGCAGGUUUGACUGGAAGAGCUCAAGCUAAUAAUCGGAGUUCUUCUGGUGCAUUCGCCACCAGUGAACCCGCAGAGGCUACCAGUUAUGACCCUUUGAUUGGAAGAAAAGUUUGGACGCGUUGGCCUGAAGAUAACCACUUCUAUGAGGCUGUUAUAACUGAUUAUAAUCCAGUUGAGGGGAGGCAUGCUUUGGUGUAUGAUAUUAAUACAGCAAAUGAAACUUGGGAAUGGGUUAAUCUCAAAGAGAUAUCUCCAGAAGAUCUUAGGUGGGAGGGAGAGGACCCAGGAAUUUUUCGCAGAGGCAGCCGCCCUGGACCAGGCCGUGGCAAUAAGAAACCCAUGGCUCGUGGUGGAGCACUUGCUGGUGGUGGAAGAGGUAGAGGUACAAUGAAGGGGCAUUCUAGAAAAGAUUUCCCAUUAUCGCAAAAUGGUAUUGGAAAAAAGGCGAUGGGGGAUAUUGAGAUACUUCACACUGAUAGUCUAAUCAAGGAGGUGGAAAAGGUUUUUGGUUCUAGCCAUCCAGAUCCAAUGGAAAUUGAAAAGGCCAAGAAAGUGCUAAAAGAACAUGAGCAAGCCCUUGUCGAUGCAAUCGCAAAGCUCGAAGAUGCAUCUGAUGGUGAAAGUGAUGGAGAACAUACGUUUUCUCAUGGACGAUCAAUGGACCAAGAUCGGGGAUGGAGAAAACGGCCAUAUGAUGAGAUAGGUGGUGAAGGUAGAGUAAUUGAAAGUUCAGAUGGCAACAAAAUGGCAAGAGAUGGUAGAGGUGGGUCUAUUGAACUUGGCGAUGACAUAUAAAUCAUUUGUUUUAUUGCUGAAUGCAGAUGACUUUUGUUGUAUCAUAGAACUAAUUUAAUGACCAGCCAAGCUUUUGGCUUUUAGCCUAUUCGUUGGCAUAGAACCAAGUUCAUUUUCAUUGUAAUUUUUAUUUCAUUGAAUGUUGAAAAUGCUUUAUGUAAAUUAUCUUCAGAAUGACCUUAUGAGUAAAGAUUUUUUAUAA
This is a messenger RNA of Jatropha curcas, 2331 nucleotides long. It is a transcript of the gene EML3, whose product is annotated as Emsy N Terminus (ENT)/ plant Tudor-like domains-containing protein. Lineage: Eukaryota; Viridiplantae; Streptophyta; Magnoliopsida; Malpighiales; Euphorbiaceae. The record is from RefSeq and is a predicted model, not a curated record. Gene Ontology annotation, cellular component: nucleus. Gene Ontology annotation, biological process: defense response to fungus.